This is a messenger RNA of Manis javanica (Malayan pangolin), 1162 nucleotides long. The record is from RefSeq and is a predicted model, not a curated record. NCBI's taxonomy places the organism in Eukaryota, Metazoa, Chordata, Mammalia, Pholidota, Manidae.
CCGGCUUUGCGGGCGGCUCUGUGGCGGGGCUUCAGCAGAGAGUCGGAACAGCCUCAGUCCAGCCCCUAACUUUCCACUGUUCCCAUUGGUUGCACAACCGCCCAAUGGGCAAGCAGGAACUGAGAGCGGGCUCUCCCCGCGGAGCGCUGGGCCCCCGUUCGCGCGUCUCGCGAGCGUUACGGUGACUCGGGGAGGCCGCGCCGCUCUGGGUGCUGGUGCUGAGACCAAGGGUGCUGCGAGGGGGCUUGCGAGCCGAGAUACCAUGUUUCGAGCGGCGGUUCCUGGGCCACUGCGACGGGCGGCCUCAUUGCUACGAUUUCAGAGUACUCUGGUAAUAGCUGAACAUGCAAAUGAUACCCUAGCCCCCAUUACUUUAAAUGCCAUCACUGCAGCCAAACGUGUUGGAGGUGAAGUAUCCUGCUUAGUAGCUGGAACCAGAUGUGACAAGGUGGCACAAGAUAUCUGCAAAGUAGCAGGUGUAGCAAAAGUUCUGGUGGCUCAGCAUGAUGCGUACAAAGGCCUCCUUGCAGAGGAACUGACACCAUUGAUUUUGGCAACUCAAAAGCAGUUCAGUUACACACAUAUCUGUGCCGGAGCAUCUGCCUUUGGAAAGAACCUUUUGCCCAGAAUUGCAGCCAAACUUGAUGUUGCCCCAAUCUCUGAUAUCAUUGCAAUCAAGUCACCGGACACAUUUGUGAGAACUAUUUAUGCAGGAAAUGCUUUAUGUACAGUGAAGUGUGAUGAGAAAGUGAAGGUGUUUUCUGUCCGAGGAACAUCUUUUGAAGCUGCAGGAACAAGUGGAGGUAGUGCCAGUUCUGAAAAGGCUUCAAGUACUUCCACAGUGGGGAUAUCAGAAUGGCUUGAUCAGAAAUUAACAAAAAGUGAUCGACCAGAGCUAACUGGUGCCAGAGUGGUAGUAUCUGGCGGUCGAGGCUUGAAGAGUGGCGAGAACUUUAAGUUGUUAUAUGACUUGGCAGAUCAACUACAUGCUGCAGUUGGUGCUUCUCGUGCUGCUGUUGAUGCUGGCUUUGUUCCCAAUGACAUGCAAGUUGGACAAACAGGAAAAAUAGUAGCACCAGAACUUUAUAUUGCUGUAGGAAUAUCCGGAGCCAUCCAACAUUUAGCUGGGAUGAAAGACAGCAAGGUAACUACACAGCAAUAA